AUGUUAUCCAUAUGGUAUGACAAAAUACCUAAUAAGACCGUCGUUUGGUAUCCAAAAGGUGGUCCUAUGGUGCCCAGAGGAUCAAAAGUUGAGCUACGUGAUGGGCGUGGGCUCGUACUAAGUGAUCCUCAAGGCAAAGAGGUAUGGACUUCAGAGUCCAAUAUUUCGGAUCGUGCAUAUGGUUUUAUGAACGAUACUGGUAACUUUGUGAUUGUUGAUGGCAUUUCCCGCAAGGUGUGGGAGAGCUUUCGCUUUCCAACAGAUACAAUACUUCCUACUCAGGUUAUGGAGAGAUCUGGAGAGCUAAUAUCAAAGAUAAGCGAAACAAACUUCACUUUGGGAAGAUUUCAGUUGACUUUGCUUCAAGAUGGAAAUCUUAUUCUUAGGAAGCGCGAUAUACGAUCUGGUGUUUUAUAUAACACGUACUAUAGAAGUGGCACCCGUGACUCCAAUAGGUCGAUUGCUGGUAAACAGUUGAUCUAUGACGAGACAGGAUACAUGUAUGUAUUGAAAGGAAGUGGCCAAAUAGUAGAUCUUAAUCGGAAAGAUGCAAUUAAUUCUAGACUUUAUUACCAAAGAGCAACUCUAGAAUCUAAUGGGGUUUUCACUCAAUAUUAUUACCCCAAGAAUCCUACUGGCAAUACAGACUGGACAGUUUUACGGCCCCUGCCAGACUACAUAUGUGACUGGAUCGAUGGGACCGAUGGUACCGGAGCUUGUGGGUUUAACAGUGUUUGCAGCCUUGAUGGUAACCGCGUAAACUGUGAGUGCCCGAAGGGGUUUUCUUUGCUUGAUCCCAAUGAUCCAAUUGGUGAUUGCAAGCCUGUUUCCGCUCCAACCUGCGAUGAAGGUUAUGAUGGAAACCAGUUUGAUUUCAUCGAACUCACCAACAUUGAUUGGCCAGGAUCUGAUUAUGUGCAGAUGCUGGAAGAAGAAGCUUCCACUCUCUAA
Helianthus annuus (common sunflower) is the source of this 951-nucleotide messenger RNA. RefSeq names its product G-type lectin S-receptor-like serine/threonine-protein kinase LECRK3. The transcript is spliced from 2 exons. Lineage: Eukaryota; Viridiplantae; Streptophyta; Magnoliopsida; Asterales; Asteraceae. The record is from RefSeq and is a predicted model, not a curated record. Bases 1 to 951 code for a protein of 316 amino acids.